Molecule: messenger RNA, 2985 nt
Organism: Glarea lozoyensis ATCC 20868
Lineage: Eukaryota; Fungi; Ascomycota; Leotiomycetes; Helotiales; Helotiaceae
Product: GTPase activation, GAP
Exons: 2
Coding region: 1-2985 (994 amino acids)
Biological process (GO): signal transduction; activation of GTPase activity; regulation of fungal-type cell wall organization
Cellular component (GO): cell cortex
Molecular function (GO): GTPase activator activity
Source: RefSeq, a predicted model, not a curated record
AUGGCUAAUAUAAAUUCGGAUCAUCCAAUACCUUCCUCCUCUCAGCAGGCAUAUCCAACUCCCCAACCAGCUUCCGUACAAGCUACCUCGCCUCCUACGAAACAGAAUCUGAAGUCAUGGUGGGCGGGAUUUAGAAAGGAAACCAAGAAGCAAGAUGCACAAGGUAAUUACCGCGCCCAUCACAACCCAAACAUCCCUUCUAGGGAUGCUUUCACUCGUCAGGACUCGAUAUUUGUUGCAAAGACUCCUAGGCAACAUAGCGCAACUUUUCGGGAGGCUGGACUAGUAGAGAACGCAGCAGUUGCUUGUGGCUACAGUAUUCCCAAUAUUGCCCUCAAAACUGCAACGAUCGAUGCUAGUGCUACACGCCUCUCAGACCGAAAGCUCGACUCUGACGCGCCCUGCAAUCACAUCAAAGUUAGACGCACUUCAAGCGUCGUCUGGACAUCGAAAAGUGUCAAAAAACAAGAAUUGCGAAAAGCUGCAAGUGUGCAAUCUUUGAAACCUGGGGGAGGCUUAAUGACUCAGCUCGAACGUGAACGUAGCGAAACUGGCGAUGCUUUUCAUGCGGAAACCGAGUCUUCCUCAAAGUCCCGAAAUUUCUCUCACUUGUUUAAUGCGUUCAAUGUGUUUCGUUUAAAGCGCUUUGCUAAGCUUACAGGUCAAACAGCAGAACAAGCUCCAGGCAUUUUCGGCGUACCCCUCCGUCAAAGUAUCACCUAUGCGAACGUAGCAAUCUCUCUUGUCGAUGCGGAGGGGAAAAGCUACAUUUAUGGAUAUGUACCAAUUGUUGUCGCGAAAUGUGGAGUUUAUUUGAAGGAAAAAGCAACUAAUGUGGAGGGUAUCUUUCGUCUAAGUGGCUCAGAAAAAAGAAUCAAAGAACUCAAGACAAUCUUCGACUCACCAGAACGCUAUGGCAAGGGCCUUGACUGGGCUGGAUACACUGUGCAUGAUGCCGCAAAUGUGCUGAGAAGAUAUCUGAACCUUUUGCCGGAACCUAUUGUUCCCCUGGAUCUCUAUGAUCGCUUCCGAGAACCUCUCAGAGGACAUACAAUGCAAGCUGUGGGGGACAAUGAAGGACCACAGCUACCCGAUUCUUUCAAUGUCAGCCAUGCCAUCACCACUUACCAGCAGCUGAUUACAGAACUUCCCCCGCUCAACCGCCAGCUGCUGUUGUACAUUCUUGAUCUCCUCGCGGUUUUCGCAUCAAAGUCUGACGAGAAUCGAAUGAACUCGCAAAAUCUAGCUGCGAUCUUCCAACCGGGGAUGUUGUCACAUCCUGCUCAUGAUAUGGCGCCUAGCGAGUAUCGUCUGAGCCAAGACGUUUUGAUCUUUUUGAUCGAAAACCAAGAUCACUUCCUCAUCGGCAUGCGUGGAACAGCUGCCGAUGAGCAGACGGUCCACGAAGUCCAGUCAGGUAUCACUCCUCCUGGCACUCCGAAGACACCAGGAAAGAGCCCCAUGAUAGGCAGAUCCGCAUCAAAUGCAAGUGCGGGCGCAGACAGCGUGAGAAAACUUGGAGGCUUGCCACGACGAAACGUCUCCGUGUCGUCGAGAGCUUCAAGACAAUCCAAUGGUGCUCCAAGCCCAGCCAGCCCAGCAUUGUCACAUACCGCAACCGGCGGGUUAAAUCGCAGUAAUACAGUCCCUUCCAAGAGGUCACCCGGUUUGCCCGGCAACCGUAUGCAAAGAACUUCCAACUCACCGUCACCGGUCACACCUAUAUUUACCCCGGCGCAAACUCAACCUCGCAACUUGUCACCCAACGCGAGGGUGCAAACAGAUCGCAAUGUAUCUCCAUCAUCAGCUAGAUUUGGUCCUACGACUCCCGUUGGGCGAUCAAGUCUUGCCCCCUCUUCUAAUGCCGAUUUCGUCGUCGCAAGCCAAGAGAGACUGCUUUCUGAUCAAAGUGAGAAGGCAGAGGUAUCUACACCGCAAAAGGACAGGAGUGUGUCGAGCUUCUUCAAUAGAUCACCCACGGUCGAUGCCGAAAAGAAGCAACCGAACAAGUUGAGAAAGAAGCAGCGACAGCCAAGCUCAAACCCAAGCGCGCAGUCAUCAACAAACUCCCUACACGCACCACAGCCCAGCAUGUCCACUACUUCGUCACCCGCUGUUCAACCGUCAGCGGGCCCACAAGAAGUUGUCGAGAGACCCGUCCUGGAAACAAUACCUUCAGGUGUUCCUUCGCAUUACGAUCCUCAGGAUGCUACCCCACCAGCAACCCAAACUCCUCGCGCAGAACAAACUCCCGAACGAGUUCUGCAGCAAAGUACACAGUACGCUCAUCCCCCGCAACCAGAGGUAGAUCAUGCAACUGCUUUAGAUAUGAGGCCCAAGGGACGCUCUCCACCAGUCUCAGUACAUUCGCAUUCAUCCUUCAAUGACCAGUCCGAUGCGGAUCAUCGCGAGGAAAUAGCUGCUGCGACCGAGCAAAGAGAGAAACGGUCAAGGUGGCGACUCUCAAGGCAUCGUGAUUCUUCUAACCAUGGAAAUACUCUUGCACCUGGACGCGGUCUCGGGUCGGAUGCAGGAGCAGGUGCCAGUACGAGCUCAGUAGGUAGUGCUUCACGUCCACGCAAAAGCUUUACUGGUGACACUGUACCUGUCGGCACGGAGUCUACUCUUGUUGCUACACAUCCAUAUUCAAGUAACGAAAGUCAUCCGAGUUCUGGUGCUGGUUAUGAGGAAAAGAAAGGGCCUCUAGGAUGGAUCAAAAACAAGAUGCGCGAGAAACGUGAGGAGAGCAAGGAGAAAGAAGCUGAAAAAGAACGCAACAAGAGCCCUCCUGCACCAACUGAGCGACAGAGCAUGGCUGGCGCAGCGAGAGGAAAAAGCAUGGAUGUCAAAAGGGACGACCUCCCUCAAAGAAUUGCAGAAGAGUCCGGCCAGGAGCAGCAAGAACCUCAUGCCCAAUACUAUCCACCACCUCAGCCUCAACCGCACCCACAGUCACACCCGCAACCCGCACACCCAGAAUCCUAG